AUGGACGGGCCAAACUACAUUUUGUUCAAAGGAACAAAGCGUCUGACUUUAAAAGAGGAUGACAUGAUUGCGGAAAAAAUUGCCCGCAUAUUCCAGGUAUACGCUCCUAGCCUGUAUAUAACAGAUGAUGACAACGUCGCAAUUUUUCCCGGAACGAGCGGGCAUUUCAGCUGUUUCGACCUGCGCCCUCGUGGGCAUUACGAAGUCCACGGGGACGACAUCGCUCUCCCCGUGGCAGAACAGGUACCACAAUCAGGGACCCGGUUCCAGUUCCAGAGAAGUAGCGCAACUGUAACGGCUGCUUUGGGAUCACCUGGGCAGGCUUGCAGCACUCCCCUUCGCGCAAGCAUGAACACUUCAUUUCAAAGGACUGUUUUCAUUGCUGAGCUCAACCAGGGAAAGCUGAGGCCUGCCCGAAUGGUUGUCGUACGACUGCUUGAGUUUGAAGCUACCAUCACUGGUAUACUGGCUAAAAUACAUGAUGCCCUGCAGUGUGAGGACCCUUUUGUCCUGACAGAUGCUCAGGGAAAUGAGAUUGUGGAUUCAGAGGGAACACGAGGUUCCAAAUACUGGAGGCAAAAUGCCAAAAAGUUUUUUGCUGUCCCAGAGCAGGUCUUCCAUCAAUUCCAGCAGGGAACAAAGGGAAAGAAACAGACGUAA
Messenger RNA from Knipowitschia caucasica, 660 nucleotides. NCBI's taxonomy places the organism in Eukaryota, Metazoa, Chordata, Actinopteri, Gobiiformes, Gobiidae. The record is from the annotation of a GenBank genome assembly.